AUGUGGUUCGCCAUCGCUGAAGCUGACUUCACAGCCAACCGCAUUACCAGUGACAACCAAAAGUACAGCCAGACCCUAAAGGCUCUUCCACUCAGCAUCUCCAAGCAACUCUGGGAUGUAAUCAGCAACCCGCCAACUCAAGAUAAGUACCCAACCCUAAAAACGGCAAUAUUAAGCCGAUUCUCGGAUUCCAGACAAACACAACUGCACAAACUCCUUAGAGACAUGACACUCGGCGACAAACGACCCUCGCAACUCCUGCGGGAGAUGCGCGAGCUAGCAAAAGGCUCCAUGGAAGAUGAGGCGCUGCAUCAACUCUGGAAAGAGCGUCUCCCUGCCUGGGUACGUCCAUACCUCCUGGUCUCAACCAACCUAAACGAUCUCAACAGCCUGGCGGAAAUAGCGGACCGCCUCGUGCUCAACAUGGGCAGCAGCUCGGUCUACGCAGUACAACAGAGACCAUACAAACAGCGGGAUCUUUCAAAACUCGACCAGCAAAUCCUGAACUCAAGAUGA
Messenger RNA from Dalotia coriaria, 516 nucleotides. RefSeq lists its product as uncharacterized. Lineage: Eukaryota; Metazoa; Arthropoda; Insecta; Coleoptera; Staphylinidae. The record is from RefSeq and is a predicted model, not a curated record. The transcript has a single exon. Bases 1 to 516 code for a protein of 171 amino acids.